Messenger RNA from Xylaria bambusicola, 1051 nucleotides. RefSeq lists its product as uncharacterized. The record is from RefSeq and is a predicted model, not a curated record. The coding region runs from base 645 to 950 and encodes 101 amino acids. The transcript has 2 exons. Lineage: Eukaryota; Fungi; Ascomycota; Sordariomycetes; Xylariales; Xylariaceae.
CGCUAUUCUUAUAUUAGAUAAUUAAAACAAUCAAGAUCAUAACCAAAGAGUGUUUAGUUACAGCCCUGAAUGUUGCGUAUUCUAUCAUUUAACACCAUCUGGGGCCUGAUCCCAGGGUUAACAAGCUUCCACAGCAUCGCAACAGCAGAGCAGCCUACGUAAGGACUCGAGAGCAUUAGGUCCUGGCUAUAUCAUCUCUUGACGUAGAUACAGUGAGAUUGGCCGUAUCGAAACGGAUAGUAACAUCAAAAGGACAUGACUCAAAAAGCCGUAUUUUCCCUGGCUCUCGGCACUUAAGGCCUAAUCUUUGAAGCAAUACUUGGUGAUCCCUCUUGUCGCCUUUAGCUGGAAUUUAGUAGACAUAUGUUCUCAGAAGCUGCAAGAUGAUAACGCUGAACUUAUGCUGAAUUCUAAGACUUUGAAUAUAGGUCGUCUUGUUUAAGCUAGGGUUAUUAAGGCUACUUUUGAUAUCACCUGGAUUUGGAAGCGACUUAUCUGGGAGCGUAUACCCAUUUAGCUUGACUCUCUAAGCUUAGAGGAAAUGGAGUCGUCGUGGUCUCCUCUGACAAAUAAAAGAACAGAGGGCAGUUCUUAGCUUUGCAUUUUCCUUUGCGGCACGGGACUCCAUAAUUGUAAACAGAUGGAUGACAUCGUUCCUCUUUCCCCAACGUUAUGGAAGUCUUCUCGGAACCUUUUUCGCGGCAUGGAAAUUGAGCACCCUUGUGGACUCAUUGAUCGUGCAUUUUCAGCUCCAACCCUGUUUUCUGGCAUGUUUCGCAGCCGGGCUCAUUGUAGAGUCAGCCAGCCACCUUAUUGUAGCUGUAUCUAGGUAUCCUGGUUUGAAGAAGGCGGGCUUGUCGUCUGUUUUUCUACAGGGCUUUGCAAACAUGCCUUUAUGGAAUAGGAUUUGCCGCGGCCAGGUGUGUCGCAGGUCAAUCUUGCUUUCGUAGGUGGCGUCGCGUUCGAUUGGUCAAAAUUUGCAGAAAGAAGUUAAGAUUUUCCUCAUAAAACGCAGAACAUAUCUAUAAGGUUUAUCGAAGGAAGGUUCACU